This is a messenger RNA of Hevea brasiliensis (rubber tree), 482 nucleotides long. Its product is annotated as monothiol glutaredoxin-S6-like. The record is from RefSeq and is a predicted model, not a curated record. The transcript has a single exon. Lineage: Eukaryota; Viridiplantae; Streptophyta; Magnoliopsida; Malpighiales; Euphorbiaceae. The coding region runs from base 56 to 364 and encodes 102 amino acids.
GCCCCUAUCAAUAUAGCAUACUAACACUGCCAAUUCCUACACUUAAUUUGUAGCAAUGGAUACUGUGAAUAGGUUGGUUAAGGAAAAGCCAGUAGUGAUUUUCAGCAAGAGUUCUUGUUGCAUGAGCCACUCCAUCAAGUCACUCAUAUGUGGAUUUGGAGCCAAUCCAACAGUUUACGAGCUUGACAGAAUCCCAAAUGGGCAGCAAAUUGAAAGGGCACUGGUGCAGCAGGGGUGUCAACCAAGUGUACCAGCUGUGUUCAUAGGGCAAAAAUUGAUUGGUGGUGAAAGGCAGGUGAUGAGCCUCCACGUACAGAACCAGCUCAUCCCCUUGCUUAUUGACGCUGGAGCUCUAUGGAUUUAGUGCCCUGUUAGUAGCAUAAAAUCAUAAUAGGUGUGGCUUUUGAUACUUGACCCAGCUCAAAAUCUAUUCACUUGUGUUUUUGUUGUUGUUGUUUUUUUUUUUUUUUUUUUAAGUGAGG